AUGUCACAUAGAAAAUACGAAGCACCACGUCAUGGAUCACUGGGGUUUCUUCCUCGGAAGCGGGCAUCACGACACCGUGGAAAAGUAAAGUCUUUUCCUAAAGAUGAUCCGAAAAAACCAAUUCAUUUAACGGCUUUUAUGGGCUACAAGGCAGGAAUGACACAUGUUGUUCGGGAUCUGGAUCGUCCUGGGACUAUUCUACACAAAAAAGAGAUUGUAGAAGCUGUCACAGUUAUUGAGACACCGCCUCUUGUAGUAGUUGGUGUAGUUGGAUAUGUUGAAACACCUCGUGGUCUCCGGUCGUUAACAACUGUAUGGGCAGAGCAUCUGAGUGAUGAAAUGAAGCGCCGUUUCUAUAAGAAUUGGUAUAAGUCAAAAAAGAAAGCGUUUACAAGGUAUUCCAAGAAAUAUUCGGAAACCAGUAAACCGAUUGCCCGUGAACUUGAGCGUAUCAAGAAGUAUUGCACUGUUGUUCGUAUAAUUGUGCACACACAGAUUCGGAAAAUACCUUUUGGCCAGAAGAAAGCACAUGUUAUGGAGAUACAGCUAAAUGGUGAAACAGUUGACAAAAAAGUUGAUUGGGCACGAGAUCAUUUUGAAAAGACAGUAGACGUUAAGUCUGUUUUUGAGCAAGAUGAAAUGAUUGACGUGAUUGGUGUUACAAAGGGUAAAGGGUAUGAAGGUGUUACGACUCGUUGGGGAACUAGGAGACUUCCCCGUAAAACACAUCGGGGUCUUCGUAAAGUAGCAUGUAUUGGCGCUUGGCAUCCUGCCCAUGUCAUGUGGACAGUUGCUCGUGCUGGUCAAAAUGGUUAUCAUCAUCGUACUUCUAUUAAUCAUAAAAUUUACCGUAUUGGCUCUGGAGAUGAUCCCAGAAAUGCUUCUACGGAUUUUGAUAUUACAGAGAAACAAAUUACACCUAUGGGCGGUUUUGUUCGUUACGGACAAGUUAAGAAUGAUUUUAUUAUUUUAGCCGGCAGUACUCCAGGUCCUGUUAAACGUAUAUUAACGCUUCGGAAAUCUCUUUUGGUUCACACUUCUCGCAAAGCUACGGAAAAGGUUUCCCUUAAGUGGAUUGACACAAGUAGUAAAUUUGGACACGGGCGAUUCCAAACACCUGCUGAAAAGAAACAAUUUAUGGGCAUUACUAAAAAAGAUGUGUUACAUACAUCUAAGAGCUUAUAA
This is a messenger RNA of Pneumocystis jirovecii RU7, 1185 nucleotides long. RefSeq names its product 60S ribosomal protein L3-A. The transcript has 7 exons. The record is from RefSeq and is a predicted model, not a curated record. The coding region runs from base 1 to 1185 and encodes 394 amino acids. Gene Ontology annotation, molecular function: structural constituent of ribosome; RNA binding. Gene Ontology annotation, biological process: translation; ribosomal large subunit assembly. Gene Ontology annotation, cellular component: ribosome; cytosolic large ribosomal subunit. NCBI's taxonomy places the organism in Eukaryota, Fungi, Ascomycota, Pneumocystomycetes, Pneumocystales, Pneumocystaceae.